AUCUCUUUGGUAAGCAGAGAAUUAAGCAUUGUGUGUGCGUGUGUGUGUAUGUGUAUGUGGGAGUAGGCAUCUGUGUGUGUAUAAUAAUAAUAGGGCCUUCAAAAAACGUGUACUCAUUCAAAAAAAAUUUUUUUCCUUUCUUUUUCUUCCCUCCUCCACAUCCUCUAGUUAUAAUUGUAAGCAAACUGGCCAUAUGUCAAAGGACUGUCCCGAACCCCGUGCUGAAAAGACUUGCUACAAAUGCAACCAAACUGGUCACAUAAGUCGUGAUUGUCCUGAAUCCACUGGUGAUUCUUAUGGUGCUGGUUACUCUUCUGGUGGUCGUAGCUGCUACAACUGUGGCCAAACUGGUCACAUGUCUCGUGAUUGUCCUGAACGUUCUGGUGGUUACGGUGGCGAUUAUUCCUCCGGUGGAAGAUCUUGCUACAAGUGUGGUGAAACUGGCCAUAUCUCUCGUGAUUGUCCUAAUGGCGGUAGCGGUGGCAGCAGCUUUGCCAAGUGCUAUAACUGUGGUAAUGUUGGCCAUAUGUCUAGAGAAUGUUCUCAACCCCCUAAGGCUAGAUCUUGUUAUAACUGUGGUGGAGAAGGUCAUAUUUCUCGUGAUUGUCCUAAUAAGCAAGAUGAUGGUGCUGCCGGUGGUUGGUAAAAUUCUUUUGCAUACACAAAUACACAAACACACACCUACAGAGAGAGACCCCACGCACUUAUUACGCAGCUCCUCUUUUGACAAAACUUUGAAAAGCUCUUUGAUAAAUUUUUUUAAAAAAAAGUAUAAUUGAUUAGUGUAGUGGCAAGAAAAAUUUAGUUAUAUCUCUUAUGAACAAAAUCGCAACUUUUAAUUGUCUCUUUUUCUUCUUUGGCGCUUAUAUAAAUGCUUAAAACUAAUAAAAGUAUCUUUCAUUCUAUGAUCUAUACAUACUAAAUUGACCCUCUGCUUUGCAUUGUUGUUUGAUGACGAUGAUGUUCCGUCACUUAAAAAAGAUAUUAGUGGGUGAGAAGAGAUCAAAUUUAUCAGUUAACUUUUAGCUUCUCAAAUCCUU
This is a messenger RNA of Mycotypha africana, 1040 nucleotides long. RefSeq lists its product as uncharacterized. Lineage: Eukaryota; Fungi; Mucoromycota; Mucoromycetes; Mucorales; Mycotyphaceae. The coding region runs from base 297 to 779 and encodes 160 amino acids. The record is from RefSeq and is a predicted model, not a curated record. The transcript has a single exon.